Daphnia pulicaria is the source of this 2447-nucleotide messenger RNA. RefSeq lists its product as uncharacterized. The transcript has 7 exons. The coding region runs from base 358 to 2145 and encodes 595 amino acids. The record is from RefSeq and is a predicted model, not a curated record. Gene Ontology annotation, molecular function: protein binding; extracellular matrix structural constituent. Lineage: Eukaryota; Metazoa; Arthropoda; Branchiopoda; Diplostraca; Daphniidae.
AUCGUAAGAAAAAAAAUAGAAAACAAACAACUAAAAGGUUAUCUCGCGCGUCGUUUUGAUCAAAACGUUUAACUUUUACGUCUCAACUUGUUGGUUGAAAGCAAAUAAUUGCACAACAAAAUUCGACCAGUUUAUCCUUAUCAAAUAAUAAACUCAUCGACAUUUUCCUUUCUCACUGUAAAAACCCCCCACAACAUAUUUGCUUUUAAAUUUCGUUAUCAUUUUCGAUGUAUAAAUGACUAACCGAACGAUGAGGUGGCAUAAGUUGGCCAAAUAAAUUGAAAUAGAUCGCAGCAGUUCAGUCGAAUCUAAUUCAAACGUCCAGCUAAAAACUAAUAGAAAUUAUUAUUGAAGAAAAUGAUAAAUUUUACCCGAAUUUGUUUGUUGAUGGUUUUGAUGUUAUGGACGACUCGAUCGACCGUUGCUGCGUUUUCCAUUGAAGAAGAAAUUCUUCAAUUAAAGUUAAAAGUGGCCCAACUGGAGGCAAAAGAUGCGAAAAUGGAGGGAAAAGUGACCGUACUGGAAUCGCAAAUUAAAGAAAAAGUUUCUGAAUUGGAGUUCAAAAACGUUGAAAUGGAGGAAAAAGUGACGCAACUUGAGACGAGAAAUGGACAACUUGAAACUAAAGUUAAGGAUCAAGAAAAAAUUUUUACCCUGUUAAAAGCGGCUGAACUUCCAAUUUCAGUCACUGGAUUAAAAUCAAUUUUUAACAAUCUUGAAAAUGCAAUUGAAUCAACUGGAAGGAGUGGAAUCCCGAGGACAUGCCGUGAACUUCUUGCGGAUAAUCCGUCACUUCCGUCCGGAAUGCACUGGAUUGACCCGGACGGCCUAGGUGUCGGUGAUAACCCAAUUUAUGUUUACUGCAAUAUGGCAUCAGGAUCGACUUCAAUUUUACACGACAGCGAAACUCCCAUUGACGUGGGUCACUGCGCCGAUCCUGGAUGUUAUUCCAGGGCAAUCAACUACAACGCGUCCAUGAAACAGAUGGAAUCGUUAAUCGCGUUAUCAUCUGAAUGUCAUCAGUCCUUUAAAUACUAUUGUUACUGCGCCUCGUUCGAAUACGACAACACCCAAUACGCCUGGUGGAACGACAGGGACGGCAAUGCGCAAUACUUUUGGGCAGGAAAUAAAACGGACGAAAUUCACACCUGCCAGUGUGGAAUUGAUAAAAACUGUGUUGAUUCUUCGGUGAAAUGCAAUUGCGACCUGGCAUCACAAGAUGAAUUAGUCGAUGAAGGUCUCAUAACGGACAAAAAUGUUUUGCCCGUCAUUCGCCUUAAUUUUGGUCGAACACAAUUUGGAGCUGGUAUCCACACGCUGGGACAAUUGGAGUGCAGUGGAUCAAUCGCCGUCAAUGGAUUGCCCACGUCAUGCGAAGAUCUCUGGCGGAUCGGCCACAGUCUAAACGGAUUAUAUUUCGUCAUGGAAGACGAAUUAGUAAAAAAUGUUUACUGCAAUUUCACCAAAUUUUUUAUUGAAUCAGGUUUCGAGAGUUUCAUCGGAUACUCAGAAGUCAAAAACAAACCCACAUAUUUCGGUAUGCCAACAUCCUGUGACAAUUUGAAGGGAGCGGGACACAUCUCAAGUGGAUUUUAUUCCAUCAAAGGAUCAGCAAUGAUGGAAUCCGUUUUCUGCGAUUUUACUAAACUCCCCAGUGAUGAGGGAUUUGAAAAAUGGAUUGGAUACGCCGACGUGAAAUCGGCGCCAGUCUAUUUUUAUGUGCAGCGAAGUUCUGAAUUCGCCAUAUUAAAUACUCCAAUUCCUUUCACUGUGGCGCGAGUGAACGAGGGGAACGCGAUGAACUUAGCAACAGGAAAAUUCACGGCGCCACGAAAUGGAAUUUAUUUCUUCGCGUUCACGGCGGAAGUGAAUUUUCCAGCAGAUUCUUCAUCUUAUGUCGAUUUAUACAUUGGAAUUUAUUUGAACGGGGUUAAAGUCGGGUCGGGUGAGAACGAAGAUGCAAACACCGUCAGCAAUCAAAACGAACAGGUGACUCUACAGUCAACGUUAAACUUAAAAAUUGGCGAUCAAGUUUGGGUUCAGAUUUGGAGGAUGUCGUCAGGGGCGGGAUUGGUUGACGACAGUAACUACUACACUCACUUCACUGGUUUCAUGUUGCAAGAAGAAAUUGUGGCAUCCCUUUGAGAAUUCGAGUGGAGAUUACCCGAAGUGAUGAGCAUGAAAUGAAUUUUGUAAUUGGAAAAUUAAAGAGAUAACGAGAGAAACUUAAUUCAUUAAGAUGUGCGAAUAAAUUUGCGUAUAAAUACAAAGAUAAAUAAAAUAAUAUACUUUAAAUGUAAAGUCUUUAUUGAAAAAAAUUAAGCCAUGGUAACGCAAGAUUGGUUAAGGAUGGUUAGUGUGAAAAAGGCAAACUUUUAACCAGUAAGAUUGUUUAGUUUGCGUAGAAAUUUUACUUGACAUAUAAAUUACUAUCUUAUUUGUUUGUU